Messenger RNA from Heterobilharzia americana, 915 nucleotides. NCBI's taxonomy places the organism in Eukaryota, Metazoa, Platyhelminthes, Trematoda, Strigeidida, Schistosomatidae. The record is from the annotation of a GenBank genome assembly.
GCCUUCAGUUAAUUCGAAUCUAUGUGUUUUGACACAGAAAAUUGGACGUCUAAUGCUUAUUGGCCUAAAUCGACCAGAUAAAGGUAAUUGUAUCAAUCGUGCAACUGCUGCUGCUUUGAAUGAUGCAUUUUACAAUCAAUUUGAAAAAGAUGAUGAUAUAAUUGGAGGUGUACUAUAUGGUGAAGGUAAAGACUUCUGUCUAGGUUUGGAUAUUGAAGAGUUGACGGAUUAUCUAAAACAAAAUCCUAAUUGUGAUAAUACAUCGAUAAAUAGACUGUAUUCUACUUUACCUACAGAUCCUAGUAAAAUGUGCUUUUCUAAACCUCUUGUUGCGGCAAUCACUGGAAAAGCUGUUGGUGGAGGUUUAGAACUUGCAUUAGCAUGUGAUCUUCGUGUUGCAGAAGUCGAUUGUAUUCUUGCCUUACAUAAAAGAAAAUACUGUAUACCUAUGAUGAAUAUGGGGACAAUACGCUUACCAGCACUAAUUGGUUUAUCUCGUGCCUUAGAUAUGGCAAUGACUGGACGUGAGUUAAAUGCAAACGAAGCUUUGCAGUUUGGAUUGGUCAACCGUGUUAGUCCCACUGGGACAGCUAUUGGUGUUGCAGUGAAAAUUAUCGAUAGCAUAUGUCGUCUGCCAGGAUUAUCCGCUUUACAUUCUGACCGGUCCAAUUUACUGAGGGCUAGUCUUUCUUCGGAUAGUUGGAAGAAAGCUCAUUUAGAAUAUAAUGAAGCAUUAAAUGCUUUCAGAAAUGAAGGAAUUAACGUAGUUCAAGAAAGAAUAUGCAAUCAAGAAACUGGAAAUGAUUCUGAUUCGAAAUUGACGACGUGAUUGUUAUCCUUCUCUAUUUUGACAAUUUGUAUCACAUGAACACACAUGUAUUUUAUCACCAAAUAUAGUCUAUUUUACAUUCUUUA